This is a messenger RNA of Scheffersomyces coipomensis, 540 nucleotides long. Its product is annotated as translation machinery-associated protein 20. Lineage: Eukaryota; Fungi; Ascomycota; Pichiomycetes; Serinales; Debaryomycetaceae. The transcript has a single exon. Bases 1 to 540 code for a protein of 179 amino acids. Gene Ontology annotation, biological process: formation of translation preinitiation complex. Gene Ontology annotation, molecular function: RNA binding. The record is from RefSeq and is a predicted model, not a curated record.
AUGUUUAAAAGAUUCACCAAAGAAGAGAUCCAUUCUCGUUCCAAUAUCAAAUCCUCUGCUCAAAGAGGAUUGAAAAGUAGAUUCAUUGAUCAAUUUCCUGAUGUUGAAGAAGUAGUUGAAUUAAUCAUACCGAAGAAAUCACAAAUCAUUUUAAUAAAAUGUGAAGAAAAAAUCCAAUUAUAUUCCAUGAAUGAAGAAGUAGUAUUCUUUCAAUCAUUUGAUGAUUUAAUUCCUCAUUUAAAAGUGGUUCAUAAAUUCCCUCAAAGUUUCCCAAGAGUUCAAGUUGAUAGAGGUGCUAUUAAAUUCGUUUUAUCAGGUGCUAAUAUCAUGUGUCCUGGUUUAACAUCUGCUGGAGCUAAAUUACCCGAAGAGAAUAUUCCAGUUGAUUCUAUAGUUACCAUCUAUGCUGAAGGUAAAGAACAUGCAUUGGCCAUUGGGAAAUUAACCAUGAGUACUGAUGAUAUUAAAUCCAUAAAUAAAGGUAUUGGUAUUGAAUUAUUACAUUAUUUAGGUGAUGGUUUAUGGAAUCUUACCGAAUAG